Caenorhabditis angaria is the source of this 494-nucleotide messenger RNA. The record is from the annotation of a GenBank genome assembly. NCBI's taxonomy places the organism in Eukaryota, Metazoa, Nematoda, Chromadorea, Rhabditida, Rhabditidae.
AUGCUGUACAAAGCGCUAAUAUGCAAGCCGCCGUUUUUAGCGAACAAAAAAAAGACGGGUAGCAGCGAUAAAAUUGCCAGGUCGCUGCUAGGUUAGCGACGGAAAAAACGACUGCCUGACGGAUAGCGCGCCAUAAGACGGAAUAACCUCGCUGCGACAUUGCAAAAACCUCGCAGUAAAGUGCCGUAACAUUUUAUGAGUUAUUUUUUGCUUUUUUUUUUCUGGUUUUUGAGUGGUUUUUUCAGCACAGAAAGUGUUAUUAAUAGGUACAUUUUUUAAUUUUCUUAUUUUUUUAGAGACAACCGUCACAGAAUGCAGGGAUCCCAUCAAAUCCACAAUUGUCAUUUCUGAUGUAAGUUUAAUUGUAAGAAUAGGCGACAAUUUUGAGAAAAAGAAUGUAGAAGUUUCAGGCUUCCGAACAAGAAGAUGGAAAGGACACUCAAAGAGAUCAAGAACUUCUCAUGGAACGGGCCAGUCAAGUUAGUUUAUUUUGA